This is a messenger RNA of Astrephomene gubernaculifera, 7114 nucleotides long. NCBI's taxonomy places the organism in Eukaryota, Viridiplantae, Chlorophyta, Chlorophyceae, Chlamydomonadales, Astrephomenaceae. The record is from the annotation of a GenBank genome assembly.
GUCUAGCUCAGGACAGGGGCACCAACAGCAGGGUCCGUCCUGGAGUGCAGACGGCGCAUUGCCCUCGGAACCCCGGCGGUCGCCGGCCCAUCGGCGUAGAGCCAACCCCGUGGAGGGCCCCUUCUCCUCUGGCCACAGCCUGUCCAUGCAGGAGGGGAGCGUUGGGAGUCCGAGCUGCGGUGUUGCGGGCGGCCAUAUGGCUGCCGCCAUGGCUUCGCCCUUCCGGCCGCCCACCGUCGGCAGAUACCGUGUGCCAGCUGUCACAACAACAGCGUCGUCGCCGUCGGUCCGAACGCCUCUGCCGUCUCACACCAGUGGUGCAAUGCAGCAGCAGGAACCCGACUCAGCGGUAUCAACCGACGCGCUUCACACCAUCCUCUCAUCGGAGGCCACUCCUGGCACCGUCGUGGUCCUGCGCAGCGGCUCAAACAGCUCUAUCAGCAUGCCCAGCAUGUCGCCACCGCUGGGGUCAGCUGCGCCUGCACGCGGGCCAGCUGGCGAAAAUGGAAGCGGCCAAGAGCCGUCGGCAGGUUCUGUAGCCGUUGGUACUGGCGGCGAUUCCAACGUGUGCAGCCCCCUAGCUCGUGAAGCCUCGAUUGGCCGGGGCUACACGGUUUGGUCCGACAAUCCAGCAUACCUGCGCCAUAGCGGUAUGUCUACCGGCUCGGUGCUUGAGCUACCAACCCGCAGGCAGCCAAGUGAUUUCCAGCGCCAAGAGGAGGAGGCCUCAUCCGCAGCAGCAGGGCGGCGUUUGGAUUCCACGCCUGAGUGUACACCAUCCGUAAAGGGCGACAAGUUGCGCGACGCAGCAUAUGGCAGCAUGAGCAUCGCUGGGGUCUCCACGCGUCGAGUUGCUGGUGUGGCGUUUGCGGCGAGCACGGAGGGCACAGGUGUUUUGAGCCACAGCAGCGGUGACGACGGCCGGCCUGCUCCCCGGACAUCGGAUAGGGAGUUAGCCUCCGAGGCGGCUGCAGCUUCGUCGUUCAGCCAUGGUGCCAGUGGCUCUUAUCGCUUUGUGCAGGGGCAUGCGAGCUCAGAGGGCUCCGAGCUAAGCAGCCGCGUAAGCGGUGUCACCGCAUCCGACGGGGCUAGUCAUCCGUCACAGAUCCUGACUGUUGGCGCCUCCAGUGCCUCUCGGUCUCACCUCUCGGGUGGCUCUAACGGUGCUUUAAUGCGGCCGCCAUUGCUACCCGGACAACAGAGCGCCACCGGAGCGUCGCUGGCAAGCUUUAGUGGCCGCCCGCUCGCGGUUCGUCGUCGGUCCUUAGGGCAGCCCGCCAGCCACUCGGUUCGGAUUAUACCAGCUAAGUCUGCUCACAGUUCAUCAAGCUCCUAUGGCUCCGGUAGUGGCCCCAGCGCUGGGCGAAUUGAGCGUCGUAUCACAUGGCAAGCCGGCUCCUUUGGCGACCAUCUGGCGGCGGCUGUGGGGAGCAAUGCGGGCGACGGCGCAGCCACUGCUGGCCCGAACAACGAACACGGCAACGGAGGGGCUAGGCGGAGGAGAAGAACCGCGCAUUCGUUCACGCGCAGCAGUGAACGUGCGCUGCCGGCCAUCCGUGAGGCACUUACACCCAUGACAUCCGCAGAUGCAUCUGCUGCCAUGCAGACACCGUCUGCGUCAGUAACAGCGUCGCCCGCUGUCUGCGGCCGGCGCAGGUCCCGCGUGCAGGUUCGACGCCGCACUGCUGACGACGUGCUGGCAGAGACACCCUUACGCCUACGCAACGGACGUGUUCCAGACCUUAUGACCGCACCUUCCGGUGGAGCCGCGUCUAUGGCUGCCGCCGAGCCGCACCAAUCAGGGCUAGCCAGCAACGGUACCCGGCUCCCGAGGCGUAUCAGUGAGCAGCUGGCUGCCGCGAGGUCCCUUGUGCAAUUGAAGCAGCUCCAAAGCGCCUAUGCGGAGCACGUCGCCCUGCAACCAACCCAGCACCUGUCCCUUAAACAACAACUGGAGGAGAUGACUCGGGGCCAUGGGAUUGACACUCAUGGACGGCUGCUCCGACAAUCGUCGCUUGGGAGAGGCCGCAGGCAGGGUUCCAUGCAGCCUAGCUACAAGCAGCUGGGGCCGCGGGAUGGGUCGUCCCGCCGCCUAGUUGCAAACCCGCUCGAGCUGGCAAAGAGCGCCAUGCAAGCAGUGCCGCGGCUCCCGAGCAUAGCCCGCAACAUGGGCGAGAGGAUUGUGGAUGGGGGCCACCAUGUCCUGCAGGGCGGCACCGAUGUCGUGACCAAGGUUAGCGGCGCCAUCGUCCUGGGAGGACAGCAGGUUGCGACACGGGUAGCUGACACGCUGAUCGCUGGAGGCCAGGAGGUCAGAGAGAUAGUGGUUGAGGGCACCGAGCUGGUCAUCGCGGCCGCCAAGCCUAAGAUCAAGCACAGCCUCAAAACGGUAGCCUGGCAGGUAACCGAAGCCAUGCGGAAGCGCAAGCAAGGCGACAAGCCCGAGCUCGUCAAGGACGCGGAGAACAAGUCGCCGGACGCCACCAAGAAGAAGAAAAUGGACCUUGCCCCCAAGGUGCUGCUGCUGAACCUGCACAACAGCCUGGCUACGAAGGAGGAAGACCACGUGUGCCGGCUGUCCCUGUACGCGCCCUUCUGGGUGGACAACCGCUCUGGCUUCGACCUAAUCUUCAAGGACAUGGAUGCACCGGCGGUCAUCGACAAGCUGCCCUUCUUACUAUGGCACCCUGUCGGUGCGCCGGGGGUGAAGACGGAUGCUGUUUCCCUCGACAGCCCUAUCGAGGCCGCCGGCUUUCAGCCUUAUGCGAGCACGCCACGCUUGCAGUCUCACGGCACAGGGCGGCGCAAGGCUCCAUUGAGUCAUCCACACAAGGCUUCCCUCCUCAACGAGCAGUCCCGGACACGGUUCCGUGUUGGCGACGAGCGCUACUCGAAGACGGACUUCUGUGCGGCUUUCACGGUAUCCACCACGAGCCAAAAGUACUCGGUUGACAUCAAGGCCGAGAAGCACGAGGUGCUGUUAGAAGACAUGGAGGCCAUGUUGUCAAGGGGGGCAACCGGAUUCGCAAGUCCGUCGGGUGGAGAUGGGCGUCGCGGAAGCCAUCUGGACCGCUUAAUCACGGGUAUUGACUCACCGAGGACGCUGGUCGACCCUCCCCGCUUCCGCAAGAGCCCAAGUGCUCCCCGGGUGGGUGAGCCAGAACGGCCCACGCAACUGCUGCCGCUUCCAGGGCUUCCCCCGGCGCAUAUGCAGCAUGACCUUGCGCCCAACACGACCACCCCGGCGUCACAGCCUGCCGCAUCUAAGCGCCAGCUGCGGGUGGAACUGCCUGAGGCAGGGCAAGGGCAGGGCGUGGGGUUGUCCGCCCUGCAAGGCGUGCCUGGGCAACCUCAGGCAGCCGAGCAGCCCGCGGAAGCAGUCGUGGUGCAGUUGGCUGCUCAAGAGCCUCUUGGGGUGGUACCCAGCGGGUCGGCGGUGUGUCCCGACGACGCCACCUUGCAGCCAGCCAAGCCUGCCGACGAGGAUCUUGCCGCCCUACCUGCAUGUACCGAGCCGGCUUUGGAGAGGCCGCUGAUAGUGCCGCCGCUUCCACUAGCGCAACACGCAGACACGGGAGCCGGAGAUUGGGUGUCGGCGCCUGAGAUUACGCCCGUAAAGGAGGAAGCCGUCGUUGGUGCAGGGCCUUUCCAGCUGCGUUCGCACUUUCCAUUGCCAAGCCUGGCUGACAUCCCGGAGCACCCUUCGCCCGAUGCCGCGUCAGCCGCCGUGGCGCCGUUGUCUCCCGCCAUGUCAGCCCGCACAGCCAUAUCCAUUCCAACCUGCGGCGCUGAUCGUGUCUCCAGCAUCGGGACACCGUGCCUCACGCCGGUGGCGGCGGCGGCUCCUCGUGCUGGGAGGUUCAACAUCAACGACAUGUCAACAGCGGACGAUGGCGACGUGCAGCGGAACACACGUAACACUCGUAGUGGCGAGGGGGGCAGCGCGCGCGGCAGCGGUGGGGCACACAAGGCUGGCGUGAGCAGCAACCCCGCGUAUACGCUGCUAAGCCAAGUCUGUGAGCGCCAGCCGAAGACCGUGGCUAUCCGCCGCAUGUAUCAGUUCGCGGUGGAGGUGUGGCCUGCGCCCAACAGCACCGUGUUCAGGCGGACCAAGAUUAUCACGAUCAAGAACAAGUACCUGAUCCUUAACGCAACGGGCCUGACCAUCGAGUACAAGCAGAAGGGCACGCCCGAUCCGUUUGACAUGGCCGGUCGGCAAGAGUACGGCAAGGGGCGGCGCUUUUCGGGGGUACUGGCGCACAACUGGCGCGCUGCUUGGCAUUGGGACAAUGCCUACGCCGAGCAGGAACUUAUGAUUCGUCCGGCGGGUGAUGACUGGGAGUGGUCGGGCAGUUUCAAGCUGCCGGAGAACGAGGACUACUUCGGUCUUCGCAUCCGCCACCGCCACACCCGGGAGUAUGUUAUUAUUCCGGUCAACAUUACCGUGGGAGCUGCAGGCUCUGUGCUGGUCACCUUGAAGAGCAAGGAGUCCGUGCCGCCGUACAUGAUUAUUAACCGCUGCCGUGACGUCGUCAUCCGUCUGAAGCAAGCGGAGUGGGCCGGUCGCUCGUCUACUGGUCGCUUGAUUUCAUCGGACACCCCUUGGGACGACUGGGACGAGAUUGUGCCCAACGCCAACGCGCCCAUGCCUUUCGCGUGGGACGAGCCGCGGCUGAAGCACACGGUCAGGGUGGUUGCUACCGCCCAGCGAGACGCGGCUCCCAAGAACGCUAACCCCAUCGAUGUCAACCUGGACGCUGUGGACGCCAACACCAUCAUCUACGUGCAGUCCCGCGCCAUGCACCCGCACUUCCUGCCGCUGGCGGCGCGGACGGACCAGCGCGAGCGGAUGAAGUACCUGUCUGAGAACGCCAAGAAGGUGUACGUAACGGUGUACGCAGAUGGUCCCACGCGCGUGCUGUGCUUCUCUGAGGACCGCACCGGGAUGGCCAACAUGGAUGACGAGAACAGCCUCAUAAACCUGUCCUACCGGCUGCAACAGGUGGCCACGCGGCUCAAGGAGAUUGAGCACCGGCUCGUCUUGCAGCUAGGCAACGCGCAGGAGCAAGCCCGUGGAGUAUUGGCACCCGUGGGCAGCGUCAGCCAGGCGGCAGCGACCGCAUCGGCGGUGCCUGCGGCAUCACCAGAUACGGAGCGGCACCCGGCCUCUAUCUCCCACGGGAAUGCCACCGGCACGGGGUCUGUGUCCACGAUGUUGGGGCCCAGCUCAUUUGCGGUGGGCUCAAGCACCGCGCGGCGUCCUGCGGGCAGUGCCUGGUCAGUGGUGCGGGGAGCCCUCCUGGGGUCCACCGGUGGUGUCAUGACUCCACCGUCGCUGCGCCAAGGCCUGCCAGCUUCCCUCACGGGCUUGGGCGGUGCUAACAUCCAGCGGAAUGCGUCCAUCAGCCGGAAUGCCAGCACCGGGACGUGCGCUCCCGCGCACGGUGCAAGCCGGAUGCAGUCCCUCCAAAGUGCCCUUCCUGGCCGGCCCCACCACACCCGCAGCAUGUCCGGUCAGGGCCACGGGGUGAACCAGACCCCGUCCCUGCCACCUGGCCCUGCCGUCUCGGGCCUGCCGCAGCUACUUGCGGCGGCACCCGUUGGUGCGGCAGGAGGCACCCUGUCGCAGCUGCUGGAGCAGCUGCCCGCGUACGGGAAUGACGUGGACGUGCCCUACGGUGGCGACCUCGCCGUGGUCCUGCGCUACGUGGAGGGCCUGACGACGGAAUUCAGGAGCAACGAGAAGCUGCUGGCGGUGGAGGCCAAGAUGGUGGUCCACUCCAGCGACCCAAGCUUGAAGGACAGGCAGGAUCACGUGCAGGCCACCGCAAGUUGGAUCCAGAUUGCCGAUCCUUAUGCUGGUGGGGGCUGGCUGGGUGGGGCAGCUGGAAGCACCGGAGGAGGCGCCGCAAGCCGCGUUGACUUGCGCGCGUACGAGGAGACCUUCCGCGACAUCCCCGCCUCAGCAGAGUUGCAGAUUGACUUCUCCAUCGCAAAGGGCACGUACCAAACGCACGUUGGCGGCACCUUUGGCUCGCAGGCGCAUGCCCACUACACAGCGAUGCCCCUGCAGGGAACUACCAGCGGUAGCCAUGCUGCUGCAGGCAUGACCCCUAGGCCAGCAUCUACGAGCACGGGCGCACAGGUGGCCAUCAGCAGUGGGCAGUUUGCGGGAUGUGUGCGGGUGCCACUGCUGCUGACCUUGGGUCGCGAGAAGCACCAGGAGUGGCGGCUGCCGCUGGAACGCAAGUCAGGCUCUCAGCGCAUCCGUGGCUAUGUGGUGGUGUCCUUUGAGUGGAGCUUCACCAACGAGGGCUUGCUCAUCCGUGAGGUGGCAGCACUCGAGCGCAUCAUGGCGGAGAAGAUCGAGCUGCUGGCGCUGCUCAACCCGCUGCCAGCUACAGCCACCACCGCCUUCGUCCGCCCACCCGGUAGCAGCGGCAGCAGCAGCCCCGCUGAGGCCGCCGUUGCCGCUAACGGCAGCAGCGGCAGCGUCGCCAGCAUCACGGAGGAAGCCGGCGGCUUUGGUGGUGAGGGCAGGUCGCUGAAUCUUGGCGCCGAGGGUGCCACCACGGCACUACCCCGUGCGCUGCCUGCCAAGCGGACGGCCAAGGCCAUGUCGGAGUCGUACUACGUGAACCUGGAGGUGUCGGUGCUGGAGGUGACGGGGCUGCUGCCGCGGGAGGGUGUGCGCGCCAACAUCGCAGCAUCACUGCAUGGGCGGCAGCAGGCUGGCAUGGUUGCGACUGCUAUGCUGCCCCGUGCGGUCGUGUCCAUGACGUGUGCUGGCGAGAAGCGGACAGCGCCGGCGGGUGUGAACUCGGUGCACCCGCGCUUCCCCAAGAACACAAACACGUUCCAAAACGUGCCGCUGGGCUCAAAGGUGCACAUGCAGGUGUUGGACCAAGUGAGCAGCUCCUACACGCGGCUCCUUGCUGAAGCCGAGAUGCACGUCUCCGACAUCCCCGGCACAGACCCGCUGUAUGCGUGGCUCUCGCUGCCGCGCCGCAAGCGCAACCGGUCGCAGCGCUCGCUGGCGCUGCUGGCGACCAUGGAGGAGGAGGGGGAAGCCGAGGUGCAGGUGCUGGUGCGGAUCAAGAUCCACAAGCCGCAG